This is a messenger RNA of Trypanosoma rangeli, 780 nucleotides long. Its product is annotated as trans-sialidase. The coding region runs from base 1 to 780 and encodes 259 amino acids. The transcript has a single exon. The record is from RefSeq and is a predicted model, not a curated record. NCBI's taxonomy places the organism in Eukaryota, Euglenozoa, Kinetoplastea, Trypanosomatida, Trypanosomatidae.
AUGUCCCGGCAUCAUUUUCUUUUUGCGGUGCUGCUGCUCCUCUGCAUGUUGUUGGUGCACUGCGGCAGUCAGGUUGUAUACGCUGAAGUCGAAGGCAGAGGCGAAAAUGAACAAAAGUGGGAGCCGGGUUAUCUGCUACCCAAAAAGCAGUCGUUUGUGAAUGUAACCAUUGAGUUGAGUGCUAAAGAUGGCUUCGAUGCUGCAAAAAGUUCUUUCCGUGCCCCUGGAGUUGCUCUUGUGAAUGGUGAGGCUUUCGUCUUUGCCGAGGCGCACUCGAAAGACUCCGUUGGUGUUGCUGCUGGCAUUGCUGCAGGGAGCAUCUCGUCUGAUGCAGCGUCAGCCUCACAGGGCGGAAGAGUGGUUGAUACAGAGCUGUCGGCGUACUUUCCGAAGGAAAAUGAGUCGGGUGGAAGUGUCCCGCAUGUUACGAUGCCAACAACCAUUACGAAUGGGAGCACGGUUUACGUUCUGCUCGGAAAGUACGGCACUCCGGGCUCUGCUGGCAACAAUAAUACACGCUACACAGACCUUCUGCUGGCAAAGGCGGUGUUCGGCGACGGUGAAACGAGCAGCGUGCAGCCAAAGAAAAUCAACUGGACUGGCACCUACGCACUGUGGCCCUAUUUCCCCACCCAGAUUUACUACAGGGGCAUAACAGAACUGGUGGGUGGGGGGAGGCACUGGUGUUAUUUUGGACGACGGGGCGCUUAUCUUUCCCGUCGAGGCCAGAAAGGCAGGAGGGACGGUGGUCUCUCUCGUCCUGCAGUCAAAAAAACCUGA